AUGUGGGCAGGAUUUCUGAUGUGGGCUUCUGGCAAAUCUCAGAGUGCUUUACGCCAUAAUAGGACUCCUUGUGGUCGUGUACUCUCUAUAUGCCAUGAGAAAGGUUUGGCAAUCAGAAUCGCACAUCUUAAUGAAAGGAACCCAAUGGAGAGACUGAGGAAACUUCCAAACUGGGGUCAAACGACAACAUCUGCUUUUAAAAACACUGGAGUCAUCUUCAAGGAAUGCAGGAAUGGGUUCUUCACAAGCCAGAAUGUCCCUGACACCAUUGUUGCUUUGAUGGCAUAUGGAGGGGCUGAAAGAUCUUCUAUUUUUGGCAUCACCUUCUUGCCUUCUAGUACAGGUAUGGGAAGUGUGAUGGUUGUUAAUUUUUUGGCAGUCUUUCCGUUUCUUGUUAUCUUUUAUUUUUUUGAAACUUUACAAGUCUUUACUCUUUGA
Messenger RNA from Podarcis lilfordi (Lilford's wall lizard), 438 nucleotides. The record is from the annotation of a GenBank genome assembly. Lineage: Eukaryota; Metazoa; Chordata; Lepidosauria; Squamata; Lacertidae.